AAAGCAAUCUUGUACACUCUGGUCAAGCAAACUUUUUAAACUUCCCAAUGUUAAUCAGAAAAUGCUUGGGAAGGAUAAAUGGAUGGGGACUCAGAUAAUUACAUGUCAAACAAUUCCAUUUGUUUGGUGAAAAAUCACCACAAAUAUAUAUACAUAUGUAUAUAUAGAAAUAUAUAUGUGUGUGUGUGUCCAACAGGCUUUGUCCAUGCUAGAAGUGUUUGUGGACUUCUUUAGGUAGAUAACAUACAUGGGAGGCAUUAAUGCUUGAAUGUUUAUUUGCACAUUUUAAUGCAAUUUUUCCUCCAGGAAACUUGUCUAGAGGGCUCAGGCUGUAAUGUCAAUCCCUACCUACACAGGCCAGAAACAAAGGGCUCCAGGAGGGCUCUGGUCAUUAUGGUUGUGGUUCUAAAUCAGUUAUUAGAUUUCAAAUAAAGGUGACAAUCAUGUUUGUAUUUCUGUUUGGUUAGAGACAAACUCUUGAACAGUGUCAUCACUGGUAGAGCAAAGUAGGACUCACGCUAUGCCAUGAAAAUGAGCAGUCAACAAAAGACAGAGCCUAAAAGGGGUUCACAAGUCAAACUUGAAUAUAGUUCAAUGAAACAACUUUCUGGUGAACAAAAAAACUGUAGGAUUUCUUGAUGAAUGGAUAUAUUUGGAGUGGACAAGAAGUUGAAAUGUUUGGUUUAGGAAAAGAUUGACAAAGAGGAUUUCAGUAGAACUUUUACUGGAUUAAUAUAAAGAAAAAUAUAUCUGUAUAAUAUAAAAAUUGAAUACAUUGGAGGAUUUAGACAAAUAAUUAGGAGGGUUUUCAAACCCCUGCCUCAUGGACAGUCUAAGAAACAGUUAGAACUGUGGUUAGAGUAAUUGUUAUCACAGAGAAAGUGAGUGCUGAGAAACGCAGCCAGAGUGGCAGAAUGACAGGUUGGCCAAGUCACAGGGUAGAGAGGCAGCAGAGCCCUGGGUUUGUGGUGCUUGAGUGGAAAGCAGGAGGCAGUAACAAGGCCAGAUGAGCAAGAUGUGCAGUCAUGAUCUCUGGAGGCAGACUGAUACCAGGCAGGGCUGUAUAGGAUUAUCAAUGCCGUGGAAGUCGCGCUCUGUUCUUGCACAGGAGGGGAGGGUGAAAAGGGGAACAACUCCUGGUUACCCUGCAGAGAAAUACUGCCCACAAAGCACCAAGAGCCUUUUGUCAAUGUACUACAGAGGCUUUACUGCAGCAGCUAAGUGUUCCUGUGGCACACAAAACCCGAAGAUGAACAGGACAAUUUCUGAAUAGCACACUUAAGGUAGUAAGAAGAAAAAGAGGGAUAGUAAGAUAGCAGAGAAAUCUGGAUGACCUGCAUAGCUGCAAGAGGUCUGGGAGGGAAGACAGGACAUGAAUUCCGUAAACUUCAGCAGAACUCUCAGCAGAAUGGCAAUUCUAAGGCAGUAAUUGUCAUUUUCUGAUUCGUUAAGAAGCCAUAUUUUUAUAUAAACCACCAGAAGCCUGUCGAUUCAUAGAAUCCAGUGACUUUCAUAUUUACUUUUUUCUGUUUCAUAACCUUCUCCUCCAAAGCCCUCAGCCUGUGCCUGGUGCUUAUUACCCGAUGCUGCAGUCCCGGAGAACCCAAUGAGUGAGUUUCUCCGCUUGCCUGCCGGAGGCUGUCUCGGGAACGCAGUGCUCAGCCCAGAGAGGAGCAGGCUUGAGAAGAACAGUGGGCCUGAUGCUUGAAAAGCAAUGGAAAAGCAGCUCCAGGGGAAGGGAGAUCGGAAGCAGCAGCGUCCCCUGUCCCUGCAGCAGCCGGGGAUGCUGCGCUCCCCCGGGGGUGCAUUCCCCAGCGCCGUUCGAGGCUGCUCAGCUCCAUAAAUGCCAUUUGCAUGGGGGUAGGAUGUAACAAGAGCUGUAAAUCACUGACGGCGGAGUGAACUCCUCAGGGGCAGACACGGCGGAGCCGAGCCUCCGCGAGCUGGGGCAAUGUGUGAACGGUAUCUUUUGUUGGGGGGGAGGACUGAUAGCAAUUACAUGAUACUUAUCUGUCCCUUUGAUGUGUAUUUACACAAACAACGUUUUCCUCCGGAGUUGCGGUAUAAAGGAGAGGCCAGUGCUCCCCGACAACUCCUUGCCGGUAUCUCCGAAACAAGACAGCAUGACCAAGGCCCCUUUCUCCGUGGAGUGGUUGUCCCAGAGCAGCCAGGCUCUCAAGAGCCCCACCGCGAGCUCUCCACACCGAGCAUCGUCCGCGGGCCCCCGGCCGGGCUCCGGCUCCCGGAGCGAGCGGGGCCAGGAGCAGCCCGCCGGCCCGCGGGACGGGAGGGGCGGCAGGAGCAGGGAGAGCAGAGAGGCUCCCGCCGCAGGUACCGGGACAGCCGGGGCUCCCGGGCGGGGAAGGCACAACCGCGCGGUGGCUGCUCGGGGGCGGAGGGGGCGGGCUGCUCCCCACGCGGUUCCUGGCCCUGGCUGACCCUCUCCCCCUCGCCCCUGUCCCCAGGAGCAGGCGGGAGGCCCUCGGGAGCUGCGGAGGAGGGCGCCGAGAGCGCCGAGGAGCCGCGGGGCGGGCGGCGGCUGCGCACGGCGUUCAGCGCGGAGCAGAUCAGCACGCUGGAGAGCUCCUUCCAGCGGCAGCAGUACCUGGGCGCGGCCGAGCGCCGGCAGCUGGCGGGCAGGAUGCGCCUCUCCGAGGUGCAGAUCAAGACCUGGUUCCAGAACCGCCGGAUGAAGCUCAAGCGGCAGCUGCAGGAGCUGAGGACGGAGCCCUUCUGCAGCCCGGCUCUCCCUUACGGACCUCAGGGCGCUGUGGUGCCCUUGCCCCUCACAUACGUGGCCCGGCCCCCUCCUCUGCCCCGGCAUGGGGCUGCCCCUGAGGGCUUCGCUUUGGCGGCCCUGCCGGCGCCCGCCCUGGAGCUCAGCAGCACCUGCGGAGCACCGCCGCUCGGCUUUUGGGCAGCACCCUGCUUCGUGGGGUACCGGGACCCCAGGGCUUUCUUGCUCGGUGUCUGACCCUCUGAUACGAACUAUGACCAAAGAGGAUUUGCACUACUGAUCCAUAUCUGGGCUGCCCUCGUCUGUGACUGCCCGGUGGAGUGAUGAUGCAGCACCGAUCUAAACUUUUACAAAGACGUGCUGGACAAUCUGAAUCAUGGACUUCAGGCCCUUGCAUUUAUAGGCAGCUGUAAAAUAUAAAGGGGGUGGG
Prinia subflava (tawny-flanked prinia) is the source of this 3167-nucleotide messenger RNA. Its product is annotated as homeobox protein MSX-2-like. Gene Ontology annotation, biological process: regulation of DNA-templated transcription. Gene Ontology annotation, molecular function: DNA-binding transcription factor activity, RNA polymerase II-specific; DNA binding. The record is from RefSeq and is a predicted model, not a curated record. NCBI's taxonomy places the organism in Eukaryota, Metazoa, Chordata, Aves, Passeriformes, Cisticolidae.